AUUUACGUAAAAGAAUUGAUUUAAAAACUUUUGUUUUCCUUAAUAAAAGAAGAACAUGCAAUAAUUCUUCUUAAAUAUAAGAAUCAAGUGCAUCGAUAGUCCUGCCCAGUCAAUAUUAAAUAUAAUUUAGUAGUUAGUACCAAAUUGAUUCACUAUAAUCUAUAAAAUGGCUUCACCAAAUGAACAAUGUACAAUAAAUAAUACAAUUUUUGGAAAAAUAUUACGAAAAGAGGCUCCAGCUCGAAUCAUAUAUGAAGACGAUCAAUGUAUAGCUUUUCACGAUAUCAACCCACAAGCACCUGUACAUUUUCUAGUAGUUCCACGAAAAUAUAUACCACAAUUAUCCAAAGCCAAGGAUGAAGAUGAAUUAUUAUUAGGACAUUUAUUAAUUGUGGCACGAAAAUUAGCAAAGGAACAAGGCCUUAAAGACGGUUUCCGUAUUGUAAUUAAUGACGGAUUUAAUGGAUAUCAAACCAUAUUUCAUUUACAUGUACAUGUGUUAGGUGGAUGCAGGGGUGUCUCGACAUUUUUUUGUUAAUUUUAAAAAUUAAUUUUUUAAUAAAAAAGUAUC
Molecule: messenger RNA, 571 nt
Organism: Chrysoperla carnea
Lineage: Eukaryota; Metazoa; Arthropoda; Insecta; Neuroptera; Chrysopidae
Product: histidine triad nucleotide-binding protein 1-like
Exons: 2
Coding region: 167-538 (123 amino acids)
Biological process (GO): purine ribonucleotide catabolic process
Cellular component (GO): nucleus; cytoplasm
Molecular function (GO): hydrolase activity
Source: RefSeq, a predicted model, not a curated record